Messenger RNA from Centruroides sculpturatus (bark scorpion), 1221 nucleotides. RefSeq lists its product as uncharacterized. The transcript has a single exon. The coding region runs from base 1 to 1221 and encodes 406 amino acids. NCBI's taxonomy places the organism in Eukaryota, Metazoa, Arthropoda, Arachnida, Scorpiones, Buthidae. The record is from RefSeq and is a predicted model, not a curated record.
AUGUGUUGGUUUUAUGUACACGCUGGUGGAUACAUGCCCUUUGCUAAAGAUGAUAUUAAUAUCCAAGAAANAUUAACGCAUCACAGAAACGAGAUUAUGGAAAUGGCUAAUCUUAUAUGUUGCGAACCUUUUUUCACUUUCGAAGGCCAAACUUAUAAACAAAAGAGGGGAGUUCCGAUGGGAAGCCCAAUUUCGGGGCUUCUAUGCGAGCUUGUGGUUAGAAAAUUGGAAGAAAAAGUAUUGCGAAGCUUUGAAAGAGAAAUCGUUUUCUACAAGAGAUAUGUGGAUGAUUUAUUUAUAAUAUGGAGGAAUAAUCGAGAAAUUACUAGCUUCAUAGAUAGAAUCAACGAUAACGAGGAAGGCCUCAGCCUGAAGCUAGAGCAGAAAAGUUCCGUGAUGGUACAUUUCUUAGAUAUUAAUAUCAUCUUUAGCAAAGGGCAUGUAUCCACCAGCGUGUACAUAAAACCAACACAUAGCCCACUAUACAUCCCUGCUAAGUCCAAUGACCCCUAUCGUUACAAAAUGGCAGCAUUUCGUGCCUUGGUUAGAAGGGCUUUUCUAUACUGCGACAACAUUAUAGACCGGGUUACUGAGAUCGAAAGGAUCAUACAGUUAGCAGAAGCCUUAGGUUAUAAGAGAAAUAUUAUAACGGGUAUUGUUAGAAAAUUUGAGAAGAACAAUGAUAAAGUCUUUAGACAAGGUCCAUCCAAGUACACAAAAUUUACAUUCAACAAAUAUUUAGGAGGAAUUAUGAAGGAAAUUGCAAGCGUUAAAGGUUCAAAGGUGAUUUUGAAAAGAGCUCCCAAUUUAUAUAAAAUUCUUAGAAACGAUAAAGGGGUUAUUAAAAAAGUAGAUAAGGCAGGUGUUUACAAAAUUCCAUACGAGAACCAGCAAUUAGGAAUAAAAAAAGAUUACGUAGGAGUCACUACCAGAAACCUCGGGGUAAGGAUUAGGGAACAUAAGUAUGAUGCUAGAAAAGGGUCUAAUACAACAAUAUUGGCCCAGAUGGCGCAGGCCCAAGGAUCCCUGAUUGGAUGGGAGGAAGCGGAAGUCGUGAGACAGGUGCACUCACCAACCUUGGCGAGGACGGCCGAAAAAAUGGAGAUAUACAGGAGCAAACUUAAAGACGGAUGCAUUAAUGCUAGGGAUGCGGAAGGUCUUCCCUCGGCUUGGAAAUUUGCCGUUAAGAAGCUUACAAGUAGCGCAUCAACUGAAAUAUGA